Umbelopsis ramanniana AG is the source of this 2095-nucleotide messenger RNA. RefSeq lists its product as uncharacterized. The record is from RefSeq and is a predicted model, not a curated record. The transcript is spliced from 4 exons. Lineage: Eukaryota; Fungi; Mucoromycota; Umbelopsidomycetes; Umbelopsidales; Umbelopsidaceae. Gene Ontology annotation, molecular function: glucuronosyltransferase activity; xylosyltransferase activity. The coding region runs from base 90 to 1745 and encodes 551 amino acids. Gene Ontology annotation, biological process: protein O-linked glycosylation via mannose.
CAGUUUCUAAAGACAUAACAGAUAUUAUUAUGACCGCCAUUGUUUUUUAGUUGUUUGUCCGUUUCUUUUUUCUAUCUCUCAGUAAAAGUAUGUCGAGUGACGGCGCAAAAGCUGCACCGACCCCACAGUCUCGUACGAAGGGAUCUCAUAAACGAACCUCAUCUACAUCUACUGGCAUUACCACCAAUGCUACGUCCACGCACCAUCGUAAACCCUCAUAUACACAGAAAAACAGUUCCUCCUAUCUCAACAUCCCCCAAAACUUCAAAUCCCUCGGGAGCAUUCAGCAAUCGCCCAAUGAGGUGAUCGAUUUCCAACCUCACCUGCUGGUCGAUAGCGAUGAUUCUCCUCCACAAUCAUCUACACCAUCCAAGAGAGACCGAUACAAAAGUUUUUUCAGUUCAUAUAAACGACCCUCGCUCCUUAUGGCCGAGCGCAAUGGAUAUGCGAAAACGCAUCACCAGCUUCCGACUUCUAAUGCUAUGUUGCCUCUACGCUGGCCAUCCUUCCUGCGGUACCGAUGGCUACGGUUCCUCUUAUUUAUGUAUGCGAUUUUCUCGGUGUGCGUUACGUUUGUUCAUCUUUUCCAAUGGACAUUUGAUCAAAACUGGACGGAAUUAUCGGGCUACUCGUCGGAUUUUUCAGAUUUCGGCCAAGAUCGGUCCAACGUUUCUCACAUCACACAAAUGUCGCGAAACAUAAAGUUUUCAAAGAUGUUCUCGGAUCAAAUGCCUCAAAACUUGGACAAUAUCACCCCCUUUUUCUUGCGAGCAAAGAGAUCGCCUGCAGAGUUAGAUGUGUCACUCUUGACGGUGGUCACGGAGGAUUCAGUGAACGAUUUGGUUGAUUUGGCGGAAAUGUGGCAAGGACCUGUCUGUGCUGUACUUCACAUUGAGGCUACGUCGGCACUACCACCUGAUACCACCUCAUUCUUGUUCCGGGUACGUCAUAUGCAUGAAAGCAAUCCAUCCAUGCGGGCUCACGUCGAUAUCCAUUUGAUCAUCACCCCACCGAGAGAGAGCGAGAAGUUAUCACUUUCAUUGAAUCAAGAUCGAAACAUGGCAAGAUUGUUCGCUCGCAGUGAAUUCGUGAUCCACGUUGACCCAAGUAUCUUGCACAUCUCCGACAUCACCUUUACCCUUGCCGCCAAACGAGAACAUUAUCAUGAACUUUUGCUCUCCGGUGAUGUGUUGGUCAUACCGUCCUUUGUGCAUAUGUCGUCGGCGGAAGAAGGUAUUCCACAAGAUAAACAUACGGUUGUCGCUAUGUUGGAUGCCCUGGAAGUCGCUAUGUAUGAUGCCAACCAUAACAUCAAUAGCGGGCCUACCAAUUUGGAACAAUGGAAGAAUAGCAAGACGUUGUAUGCUGCCAAAUACGAAGAUAGCUAUGCCCCCGUUGCUAUCAUGAGCCGAAGCCAAACACCGUGGUGCCCUGAGCGUUUUACGGAUAAUCUGGCAUCCUGCUUCUUAGGAACUCAUUUGGCAGGAGGUACCUUUUGGGUGUUGGCUGACGAUUACGUCAUUCAAGCUCCUAACGCGAAGGCAAACACCUUGAAUAAAGCAGAGGUCAAAAUGCAGCAGGUGUUGUAUAAUAGAUAUGUGCCGGAGAUGUGUGUGCAUUAUGCGAGAAAGCUGGCCUCUCUCGGACUAUGGUCAUCAUCUGCAGCAGGCAACAUCAAGUCAUGGGCAGGAUGUCAUAGCACGCGGUCUACCUGGCGCCAAUUGACCGCGACCUCCGAUAAAUAAUUUCCCAACCAACUACCAAACACACCUCCUUCUCUCCCCCAUCCUACACACCAACACCUCAUAGAGCAACGUUUGUGUUCCUGACAUGGAUAACUCGAUGCACUCAUUGGCUGGCAUAGAAUAAAACACAAAGAUAUAUGUGCAUAUGCUGUGCAGGUUAUAGCCACUGCCCCGGCAGGGCACGCAAUGCGCGCACAAGCUGUAUAUGGUGGGAUUGGCUGGGCCCUUGUUGCAUGGAGAGCAAUUGAUACAAUGUGGCCGUUGUCGUUUUAAGCUUUGUGUCUAUCCAAUCUGAUUGCACUCCCCCGCCAAAAAACAAUUGGGGAAUUUGCCUUCAGAUGAUCAUGUCC